Molecule: messenger RNA, 1280 nt
Organism: Neoarius graeffei (lesser salmon catfish)
Lineage: Eukaryota; Metazoa; Chordata; Actinopteri; Siluriformes; Ariidae
Gene: adra2db
Product: adrenergic, alpha-2D-, receptor b
Exons: 1
Coding region: 1-1218 (405 amino acids)
Biological process (GO): adenylate cyclase-activating adrenergic receptor signaling pathway
Cellular component (GO): membrane
Molecular function (GO): adrenergic receptor activity
Source: RefSeq, a predicted model, not a curated record
AUGGAUGUAGCGGAUGUGGCGCUCAACUCCUCCGUGAACGGUACGAGCGCGCCCAGGCUUCCGCCGCACUCGCGCUGCGCGUCCGCCUUCAUCAUCCUCGUGGUCACCGUGAUCAUCCUGGUCACCAUUGUCGGGAACGUGCUUGUGGUGGUGGCGGUGUUCACGAGCCGCGCUCUGCGCGCGCCUCAGAACCUCUUCCUGGUGUCACUGGCGUCGGCGGACAUCCUGGUGGCCACACUGGUCAUCCCGUUCUCGCUGGCCAACGAGGUCAUGGGUUACUGGUACUUCGGCAGCACGUGGUGCGCGCUCUACCUGGCGCUCGACGUGCUCUUUUGCACAUCAUCCAUCGUGCACCUGUGCGCAAUCAGCCUUGACCGAUACUGGUCGGUCACCAGCGCUGUCAGCUACAACCUGAAGCGCACGCCACGGCGCGUCAAGGCCAUGAUCGCGGCCGUGUGGCUCAUCUCGGCCGUGAUCUCAUUCCCACCGCUUGUCAUGACCAAGCAUGAUGAGCUCGAGUGCCUGCUCAACAAUGACACAUGGUACAUCUUGGCAUCAUGCGCCGUGUCCUUUUUCGCACCGGGACUCAUCAUGGUGUCCGUCUACUGCAAGAUCUACAGAGUGGCCAAACAAAGGGCUGCCACCGUGUUUGUUGCCAAAGCCAGCAUGGCACGCCAGCCUUCACUCUCCGAGACGGGGUUCGUGCGCAAAGGAAGGUCCGAAGCGACAAGUCCGAGCGUGUACGGCUCGAAAGAGCAAAACCAAGACGAGCUGGACGCCAUCGAUCUGGAAGAGAGCUGCGUCUCCAGUGCGCGCUCGGCCAAGGGUGGCAAAAUGGAACUGGCGUGUGUGUACGCACGUGCCAAGCUGGACGGUCGUGCGUCGGAAGUGUGUGAUGACGAGCCGAUGAAUCGUAUCCGACAGACCUCUUUGUCCAAAGCCAAACUGGCUCAGAUGCGCGAGAAACGCUUUACUUUCGUCUUGGCUGUAGUGAUGGGUGUCUUUGUGCUCUGCUGGUUCCCGUUUUUCUUCACCUACAGCCUUCAUGCUGUGUGCAGAGAGAGCUGUACCAUCCCUGACACUCUCUUUAACCUCUUUUUCUGGAUCGGCUAUUGCAACAGCUCAGUGAACCCCAUCAUUUACACCAUUUUUAACCGAGACUUUCGGAGAGCCUUUAAAAAGAUCAUGUGCCAUAAUCCUGUAAGAGCCUCAAUGUAGAUCAUCUGAGGGGUAAUUAGUGCACAAUUUUACCUGCUGGUGCCCCAACAGAGAGUGAAUGA